Leptosia nina is the source of this 1164-nucleotide messenger RNA. Lineage: Eukaryota; Metazoa; Arthropoda; Insecta; Lepidoptera; Pieridae. The record is from the annotation of a GenBank genome assembly.
AUGCUUCAAUUGGGCACUAGAUUUCAGACUGAUCUCAAAUAUAUCUUGAUUUGGAGUCCGCCAAAACCCCUUUACGGAUAUCGAAGAACCAAAAAGUCGAUAACAGGCCAGAAAAUUUUUAUCAAACAAAAGUGUCCGCAUUUCAACUGCUACAUCUCCUACGAUGAAAAAUUAUUACAAGAAGAUCAUAGGAACUUCGAUGCAGUGGUAUUCAAAGUAAAGGAUAUACAAAAUAUUGUAGCACCAAUAAACAUAACAAGAGCUCCCAACCAAAUAUAUAUAUUCAACUCUUUGGAACCAGCAGAGAUGUAUCCUGUGUGCAGUCCAGUUUUUGAUAACUUUUUUAAUUGGACGUGGACGUAUAAACUUAAUUCAGAAAUACCGCAUCCGUUCUUCAAUAUAUUCGAUGUCAAUAAUGAAAUUUUUGGACCAAAGAUAUUUGUGAACUGGACAAAACAAAUGGAUCACACAGAGAAAUAUAAGAAUAAAAUGCGCAAUAAAAGUUUGGCUGUUGCCUGGAUUAUCACUGAAUGUAGAUUAAAAGCUAGACAUCAAGAAUUUAUAGCGGAAUUUAAAAAUGAAUUAAAAGGUUAUAAUUAUACUUUGGACAUGUUUGGUCCUUGUGGUGAUAGAAAAUGCCCGAAACGUAAUAAGAAAGGUUGCUACGACGUAAUUCAGCAGAACUAUUUCUUCCAAAUGAUUUUAGAGGAUACAUUUUCCGAGGAUUAUAUUACAGAGAGAAUGGUGAAGGCGAUGAAUUCUCUUUCCAUACCCAUUGUGUUGGGGGGUUCCAAUUAUAAAAGAUUUCUACCUCCUGGUUCAUACAUCAACGCACAAUCGUUCGACAUGAAAAAGCUGGGAGCUAUAAUCGACUACUUAAUAAAGAACCCAGUGACUUACCAAUACUUCUUCGAUUGGAAAAAUCAUUAUUACUACAUGGCUAGACCACGAUCCUACAUGGUUGAUAAUUACGGAAGCUCCCAUCCAUUAAAAUCUUUCCGAAUCAGCGGCGCUUCGCCCCCGGCGGCCGGUCUAGGUGGCUGCGAUCGUUCGCCGGGGUGCUAUCAAUUAUUUACACCUGUCAACACGCAAAACAAUGGAUGGGCAAACCUUUUAUUUGGUUUCUCUGCUCGUCUGGAGAGUGAAAAUUGCAUGUACUUUUGA